Molecule: messenger RNA, 1099 nt
Organism: Microstroma glucosiphilum
Lineage: Eukaryota; Fungi; Basidiomycota; Exobasidiomycetes; Microstromatales; Microstromataceae
Product: cytochrome b5
Exons: 5
Coding region: 120-872 (250 amino acids)
Cellular component (GO): membrane; endomembrane system
Source: RefSeq, a predicted model, not a curated record
CACUGAUAAGUACGUCCGUCCUUGACGCAAUACUUUGUACCUCUAUUGACGUACGAGGGAGUUCUCUCUAGUAGCAUCGUACCUACGUUGCAUUUUAGACUGCCGCUUCUCUGCACGCCAUGCCUUCUUCACCCUCCUCUACCCCUCCAGCAGAGGAGACAACUGCGUCCAGCUCCGCCGUCUCCCCAGACACUACCGCUGCAGAGGCAAGACCUCGGCAAGUCGAUCCUUCGGACCCCUCCCGAACAGUCGCCUACAAGAAAGCAAACACGCCUUUUCUCGCUCACGCACGCUUCAAGGCGCAGGAGGCGGAGCGACGCAGGGAGAAGAGGAGACAAAAAGGCCUGCCAGAGGACGGGGAUGAGGAGGAAGAGCCCUUGGAGCUGCCUGGCCCUAGGACGGUGCUCAAGUGGAUGCUACUGAUUCUCAUUGCGGUGCUGGCAAUGGGACAAUUCGUGACGGGCGACGUGCUGUAUGGCUACAAGGGCAAGUGGAGGAACCCCAAGAAGUGGAUCCCAGUGCGGCAAAGGGUAUUCACACCGGCCGAGCUAGCCAUGUACGAUGGCACUGAGCCCUCACGGCCCAUCUACCUUGCGGUCAUGGGCAAUGUGUAUGACGUGACCAAGGGCAGCAGCACCUACAAGCCUGGCGGAAGCUACUCAUUCUUUGCAGGCAAAGACGCCUCGCGGGCAUACACGACGGGGUGCUUCAAGACGCACCUGACGCAUGACCUUAGGGGUCUGUCUGAGGAUCAAGUCGAGCAAGUGCGAGGGUGGGACACCUUCUUUGCCAACAACCCAAAAUACUUUAAAGUUGGCACUGUUCGAACACCUGCGAUCAAUCCCAGCGCCCCGAUCCCGGAGCCAUGUUGAGAUGGAUGGGUGUCCAGAGACCGUACCUUUGCACAGUCAUAGUUGAAAUUGCAAAGGACCAACAUUGUGUCUUGUGAUCUGCGCCCACUUCUGCUACACUGCUACUACGAUACAUCAAUGUCUUCCAUCUCCUCGUCGUCGUCCUCCUCUUCUUCCUCGAACUCCUCCUGCUCUUCCUCUGCUUGUUCGUCUCCACCAACCUCUUCUUGUCCUGCUGUACCAUCCCC